Messenger RNA from Drosophila teissieri, 708 nucleotides. RefSeq lists its product as uncharacterized. The transcript has 2 exons. Bases 1 to 708 code for a protein of 235 amino acids. Lineage: Eukaryota; Metazoa; Arthropoda; Insecta; Diptera; Drosophilidae. The record is from RefSeq and is a predicted model, not a curated record.
AUGAGCAAACUAGACGACCUGCUGUCCAAAAAGAAGACGGUGGUGCCCGUCCUGGACCUCAGUCGCAGCAAUAUCCAGACCGUCGAGGAGUUCAAGCGGCUGCUGGAGAAGGUGCCCGACUACAAGAUGCGACCGGUGAAGGUGCGCGCCGAGGAGAUAAAGAUCCGCGAGAAGGACUACGCCUUCAAGAUGCCCAAGAAGGAGAUGCGUAAGCUGCUGAGGGCCAACGGAGAGCGCGAGGCGAUGUACACCUAUGCGGAUCCGGUGCCCAGUGAGAUGAAGGAUGUGGUGCUGAUGGAGCUGUGUGCGGUGCCCAUCGACUGGAAGAUGCUAACCACGCUGCGGCCCAAGAACAAACAGGAGGAGGAGUACUUCAGCCGCAUGGUGGAGAUGGGAAAGUUGGAGCUGAAAACCGAGGCACGCGAUCGCCGGGAGUUUGCCCUCAACAAUUGUGUCAAGAAAAUCAAGAAUAAGUCCGGAAUUGUGGAAACUCGACUGAUGACCUGCGAGUCCUGCGGCGAGGAAAUGUGUUGUGGCAAGACUUGCGGCGACUUCAACUACGAUCUGUACAUUCGGGUUGAGGCCAGGGUAGUGAAGCCCAAACCGGCCGUUUUGUCCUCCAACAAGGCCAAAUUAAAUGGCCGCAAAAAGUCAUCGGUGGGCGGAACCAAGAUCAAGGUCAAAAAGUCCUCAAACAAACCCAGCUAA